AUGAACCACUCUGAGAAACUCAGAUUGGCUUCUGCUUGCAAAAUGCUGAUAUCUCAUGAUAUCCGCGGUGGAGCCAAGUCCUCCCAAACACCUAUUGCAGUCCCCAGCUCUCCUCUUGUUCACCUGGACAGAGAUGUCAUGGUAACUUUCAAGAUUGCCCGCGAAAUCUGUAAUUUUGAAGAUCACACUGCUUAG
Messenger RNA from Paracoccidioides brasiliensis Pb18, 195 nucleotides. RefSeq lists its product as uncharacterized. The coding region runs from base 1 to 195 and encodes 64 amino acids. The transcript has a single exon. The record is from RefSeq and is a predicted model, not a curated record.